This is a messenger RNA of Argentina anserina (silverweed cinquefoil), 3483 nucleotides long. Its product is annotated as protein QUIRKY. Bases 54 to 3164 code for a protein of 1036 amino acids. The transcript has a single exon. Lineage: Eukaryota; Viridiplantae; Streptophyta; Magnoliopsida; Rosales; Rosaceae. The record is from RefSeq and is a predicted model, not a curated record.
UAUCAACGCAAACCCUUGUUUCUCUCCCAUUAUUCCUUUCUCACAAUGACACCAUGACUGUAAUGGUGUCGUUUCAGCAACCCCCUCCUCAAUCCCAACCCCAAACCCAGCCGCCACCACAACCAGACCCACCACCGCAGCAGCAGCCACCUCAGCCGCAGAGGGCGGUCAGGAAGCUCGUCGUGGAGGUCGUCGACGCACGUAACCUCUUACCCAAAGAUGGCCAGGGGAGCUCCAGCGCUUACGUGGUCGCCGACUUCGACGGGCAGCGCAAGCGUACGGCGACCAAGUGCAAGGACCUCAACCCCGUCUGGAACGAGCCGCUCGAGUUCGUCGUCUCCGACCCGGACAACAUGGACUACGAGGAGCUCGAGGUCGAGGUCCUCAACGACAAGCGCUACGGCAACAGCGGCACCGCGCGUAAGAACCAGUUCCUCGGCCGCGUCAAGCUCUACGGCACUCAGUUCUCCAAGCGCGGCCACGAAGGCUUGGUCUAUUUCCAGCUCGAGAAGAAGAGCGUCUUCAGCUACAUCAGAGGCGAACUCGGCUUGAGGAUUUACUACUACGACGACUUAGUCGACGAGGCUCCGCCGCUGCCCCCGCAGGAAGAGCCUCCGCCCGAGAAGCCGGCGGUUGUGGUGUUUCAGGUCCCUGGAGGACACGUGGAGGCUACUACAACGAUUCACGAAGCAGGCUGUUACUCGCCGCCGGUUGUUAUGGAGCAAAAUCAGCCGCAGGUGGUGCAUAUGCACUCCGAGCCGCCGCCGGGUCAGGAAAUGCACGGCCAUCCGCCGCCGGAUCAGGUUUGUUAUCAGCCGGAGGUGAGGAAAAUGGAGACGCACAGAGUUGCUCCGAUGAGAGAGAGAGUGAGAAUUCCGAGGAGGCCUAACGGCGACUUCUCUCCCAAAGUGAUUCCCGGGAAGUUCACGGCGGAGAGGAUUCAUCCCUGUGAGCUCGUCGAGCCUAUGCAUUACUUGUUCACCAGAAUCGUCAAGGCGCGUGGCCUCGCCCCCAACGAGAGCCCCUACGUCAAGGUCCGUUCCUCCAGCCACCUCAUGAAGUCGAAACCGGCCGUUCACCGUCCCGGAGAGCCGACUGACUCGCCGGAGUGGAACCAGGUCUUCGCGCUCGCUCACAACCGCCCUGACUCAGUGAGUUCCACAUUGCAGAUCUCCGUUCAUGACUCGCCGUCGGAGCAGUUCCUUGGCGGCGUUUGCUUCGACCUCUCCGACGUGCCAGUUCGAGACCCGCCGGACAGUCCCCUCGCUCCGCAGUGGUACAGACUAGAAGGCGGCGCCGGAGAUCCUAAUUCCGGUAGAGUCUCAGGUGAUAUCCAGCUCUCUGUUUGGAUUGGGACACAGGCCGAUGACGCGUUCCCUGAAGCGUGGUGCUCUGGUGCGCCGUACGUGUCACACACGCGCUCCAAGGUGUACCAAUCCCCCAAGCUCUGGUAUCUGAGAAUGACGGUUAUGGAGGUUCAGGACCUCCACAUUGCAUCGAAUUUGCCUCCAUUAACCGCCCCUGAUAUUCGAGUCAGGGCUCAGCUCGGGACUCAGUCGGCUCGGACCCGGCGCGGCUCCAUGAACAACCACUGCGCGUCGUUCCACUGGAACGAGGACCUCAUCUUCGUCGCCGGUGAGCCUCUCGAAGACUCACUGAUUCUCCUAGUGGAAGACCGCACGACCAAGGAUCCAGUACCCCUCGGCCACAUUGUAAUCCCCGUGAACUCCAUCGAGCAGCGAAUCGACGAGCGCUACGUGGCGUCCAAGUGGCUGCCGUUGGAAGGCAGCGGAGGCGAGCAGUACAGCGGGAGAAUCCAUCUCCGGCUGUGCUUGGAGGGAGGCUAUCACGUGCUAGACGAAGCGGCGCACGUGUGCAGUGACUUCCGGCCCACGGCGAAGCAGCUGUGGAAGCCGGCCAUAGGCAUUUUGGAGCUGGGGAUUCUCGGCGCGCGGGGAUUGCUUCCGAUGAAGGCGAAACCCGGUGGAAAGGGGUCCACGGAUGCUUACUGUGUGGCCAAGUAUGGAAAGAAAUGGGUCAGGACCCGAACCGUCACGGACAGCUUCGACCCGCGCUGGAACGAGCAGUACACGUGGCAGGUGUACGACCCCUGCACGGUCCUCACCAUCGGAAUUUUCGACAACUGGCGCAUGUUUGCUGACACGGCUGAGGAAAAGCAUGACUUCCGUAUAGGGAAGAUACGGAUACGUAUCUCUACGCUGGAGAGCAACAAGGUGUACAAGAACUCGUAUCCCUUACUGGUUUUGUCUCGAACUGGAUUGAAGAAAAUGGGGGAGAUUGAACUAGCGGUCAGAUUUUCCUGCCCGUCGUUGCUGCCCGAGACAUGCGCGGUUUACGGGCAGCCGUUACUUCCCAGAAUGCACUACAUCCGCCCUCUCGGGGUGGCGCAGCAGGAGGCUCUGCGCGGGGCGGCCACGCGCAUGGUGGCGGCGUGGCUCGCACGGUCCGAACCGCCCCUGGGGCCGGAAGUGGUGAGGUACAUGUUGGAUGCUGAUUCGCACACGUGGAGCAUGAGGAAGAGUAAAGCGAAUUGGUUUCGGAUAGUGGCGGUGCUGGCGUGGUUGGUUGGGUUAGCUAAGUGGUUAGAUGAUAUAAGGAGGUGGAGGAAUCCGAUGACGACGGUUUUGGUGCAUGUGUUGUAUUUGGUUCUGGUUUGGUACCCGGAUUUGAUAGUCCCAACUGGGUUUUUGUACGUGUUUCUGAUUGGGGUUUGGUACUACCGGUUCAGGCCCAAGGUACCAGCCGGAAUGGACCUUCGGCUGUCGCAGGGCGACUCCGUCGACCCGGAUGAGCUUGAUGAGGAGUUCGACACUUUUCCGAGCUCAAAACCACCUGAAGUGGUUCGGGUCAGGUAUGACCGGUUGAGAAUGCUGGCAGCCCGGGUCCAAACAGUUUUGGGGGAUUUCGCGACCCAAGGAGAACGGGCCCAGGCCCUUGUGAGCUGGAGGGACCCACGUGCUACAAAGCUGUUUAUAGGAGUGUGCUUAUUGAUCGCUGUGGUGAUGUAUGCUGUGCCACCCAAAAUGGUAGCUGUGGCAUUGGGGUUUUACUACCUGCGCCACCCUAUGUUCCGAGACCCAAUGCCGCCGGCGAGCCUCAACUUUUUCCGGAGACUUCCGAGCCUGUCGGACCGGCUAAUGUAGAGAGGAAGAGUGGAACAGGAGAGUUUAUAGCUUUAAGGGAGUGUGACAGUUUCAAUCAAAACACUGUUGGUAUUGAAAAAAUGGGGGUCCUUAACAUUGUAAGGAGUGAAAAAGGGAAGAGGAAAGUGGUGAACUUGUCAUCAUUGGUCUGUAAGUUUUGUUGAAUUGGUGGACUUUGGACUGCAAAAACAAACUUUGGUAUAAGAGAAAGGCGCUGGAGGAAAUUUUGGAUGCCAGUGAGUUAGAAAGGGAGCUUUGUUUCUGUAAUCAUGAUGUUAAGGGAAAAGUAUGAAUCUAUAAACAAUGAAAGUUUCUUUCU